Loxodonta africana (African savanna elephant) is the source of this 4308-nucleotide messenger RNA. RefSeq names its product tripartite motif-containing protein 43-like. Gene Ontology annotation, biological process: innate immune response; protein ubiquitination; regulation of gene expression. Lineage: Eukaryota; Metazoa; Chordata; Mammalia; Proboscidea; Elephantidae. Gene Ontology annotation, molecular function: ubiquitin protein ligase activity; zinc ion binding; protein binding. The coding region runs from base 1 to 1245 and encodes 414 amino acids. The transcript has 5 exons. Gene Ontology annotation, cellular component: cytoplasm. The record is from RefSeq and is a predicted model, not a curated record.
AUGGAUCCAGCCUUCCAGAAAGAACUCACCUGCUUCAUCUGCUUGAACUACCUUACAGACCCUGUCACCAUAGGCUGUGGGCACAACUUCUGUAGGCCCUGUCUCUGCCUUUCCUGGGAAAAAGCUGAAACGCCUGCCUGUUGCCCAUUGUGCAGGCAAACAUCAGAGCAGACAGCAUUCAAAACCAAUAUUCUUGUGAAGAAUCUGGUGUCCCUUGCCAGACAAGCCAGCCUCUGGCAAUUCCUGAGCUCUGAGGAACAGAUGUGUGGGACUCACAAAGAGACAAAGAAGAUGUUCUGUGAAGAGGGCAAGAACCUGCUCUGUUUUCUCUGCUCUAACUCUCAGGAGCACGAGGCUCACAGACACUGUUCCAUAGAAUGCGCUGUUGAGGAAUACCGGUAUUAUGUGUUUCUACUGUCAGAGAUUAUCAGGUCUGAGUAUCAGAAAUUGCAUCCAAAUCUCCUUGAGGAAGAAAAACAACAUUUAGAGGGACUGAAAAAUGAAGGCAAGAAGAUAUUUCAGCAACUGAAGAAAAGUGAAGCCACAAUGGUUCAAAAGGGGAGGCACCUGAGAGAAAUGUAUGAGGAGCUGAGGAAUAUGUGCCAUAAAUCAGAUGUGGAGUUGCUCCAGGAUUUGGGAGACAUAUUGACCAGGAGCGAGUCCGUGCAGCUGGACAUGCCCCAGCCUGUGAACCCAGCGCUCAGUGCUAGGCCCAUCACUGGCCUGAUAGACAGGUUCCGCCAGUUCCGAGUGGAAAUUUCCUUCCGUUAUGAAAUAAGCAGUCAGAAUAUCAUGGUGUUUGAUGACGUGAGAAGUCUGAGGCUUAGACGUGACCUUCAAGAGGUGCCUUUUCCUUCUAGAAGAUCUCAGUACUUUGCUGCAUGGGGGGACCAGGCCUUCACCUCUGGAAAACACUACUGGGAGAUAGAUGUGGACGACGCUUGGGACUGGGCUGUAGGAGUCUGUAAGGAUACCUGGUUAAGGAAGAAUGGCUCACUGGUUGAAUCUAAGAACGUAUUUCUUCUUUUAUGUGUGAAGGAUAUUAAUCGUUACAAUCUCUUGACCACUUCCCCAGUGUUUCCUCAGUAUAUAGAGAAACCUCUGGGGCGAGUUGGUGUGUAUAUAGAUUUUGACAGUAGAAGUAUGAGUUUUGUUAAUGUUGCCAAAAGUUCCCUCAUAUGGAGAUACCCAGCCUGCUCCUUCAAUUACCCUCUCAGGCCUUUCUUUUGUACUGGCCACACAUGAUAGUGGUGAAUUCAAGAACCUGGAAACUUCAUAUCGGAGGGAGUCUUUCUCAGUUGAAGCUGAUCAAUAAUAUUUUAUUGUCUUUUAUUUUGUUCUUCUUUAAAGUAACAUUUUGUUGUUAUUAACUAUGAAAAAAAAGUUGGAAAUGAAAACUUUCGCUAGUUCAAUUUUUUUUAAUUAAAAUCAUCUCUUUUGGCACAUUACAUUUAAUAUAUACUGUGAUUAUUCACGUGUUUUAUGAGCCUGCUGGAGUUAGAAGCAUAUAUAACAAAAACUUUGAAAGCUGGAACUUGAGGGGACUGCCUUGUAUUUCGAUCUUUGUUAAGUGGAAAAUUGUUAAAAACUUCUUGGGGGUGGUGUCUGACCUCCUCCCGCCCCUAGGGAAACCAAGAUCAACAGCGCAAAGUUGACUCCCAGGAGGCAGAGGCCAGACAAGUCUCCUCUCUCUACCAUCUUUACUAAUUCUGAAACAAACCACCCCUCACACAGCACUCUCUACUUCUCUGCUGGAUGCAAUAAUUCUUUGCAAUGGCCACACAGAACUCAGGCUAUACUCAGGAUUAUAGGGUUUCUUAUAAGGGAAGUAACAAUUACAAUUCAGGCCCUGGAACAUUCAAGAUAAGAGUCUUCCAUCAGGAUAGCCUCUUCCCAGCCGUGCUCACAAGUUUGAUUCUCCUUGGCCCUCAGUCUCUGCCCAAAGGCACUCAACUUUGUCUUCUGUGGAUUGGGAAGCUACUGUACCCUCUCCUGCUGCUAGGUCUCUGCUGCUGGGUCUCCCCUGUUUGUCUCUCCUUCCUUGGUGGUGGUGGGUUCCUCUCUGCUCUGGCUCCCUCUUAAGGCAUAACUGACCAAUCCCCUUGGUAGGCCACAAUUAGCCUAUCACACAAUCAACUGAGUGUGAGUUCCCAGAUCAUGGCUAGAAAGGCCAUACACAAAAAUAAUUAAUCACACAGCAAAAAUAUUUGAUUUUUCCUCCUGAGAGGUUUCCACUUUAUACAGGUUCCAGCUUUCACAGGUUUUACUGUAUGAGUGUGAUUCCAUCUUAAAGGUGUAAUAGAGGAACACAGAGUGUUUGCAUCAUAAAGAAACCCAGUUAUGUACAAUAUAUGUGUCAGUCUUGAAUAUUCUUCUCCCUCAUCUUGAUCUCUUAAAAUCCUUCUCAAUUCAUCCUUAGGGAAAAACUCUUUACAGGGAAAUAUUCCUGGAUCCUCAGGACCAGGACAGGCCUGUCUUUAUAUAAGUCCUUUAUAUUGUCCUUUCCCUUUUAACCGUAUGAAUUAUGAGAUAAAGGAAGUGUCUCUUGUAUUCACUGCUAUUUCCUACAGGUAACACAAUGCCUAAGACAUAACAGGCUCUUAACAAAUAUCUGAAUGAACAAUAAGUGAAUGAGAUACUUGCCUUGUCUGCAAUAGGGUUGACAGUGGGUGCUGCUCCAUAUCUUUGCUCUGGUGAUUCACACUAUGCAGUAUUUUCACCGAAUUUCAUUUCUGAUAGAAAGGUUGUUCUACAACACACGGUUUCAAAGUUUUCUGAUUAAUAAUUGAGAAUAUUCAUGAAAGUAAAUGCCAUAGACCAUUAAAAAAAACAUAAAAUAAAGGUUAAACCAAUGAGAUAGGGAGCGCUGAGAUCAACAUGGCAUAAAACAGUGACACAGACCAGUGAUUCUAUCUGGUGCAGUUUCCAGCAACAUUAGUAUCGCUGAACAUUGUUAGCAAGGCAAGUUCUUGGGUCAGAACCAAAACUUACCAAACUUAUUGCCAUCGAAUCCAUUCCCACUCAUGAAGAAAAUUAUACAAUGGGGAAGGGCCUGUAAUCUGUGCAUUAGCAAUUCUGAUGAAAGCUGUAAAUAAGAAACAUGGAAUGAAUCUGAUUUAUAGAUACAAAGGCUCAGUAAAUUUCCUACAUUUCGGAACCAAACAAGAGCUAGAAACAAUUUGUUCAAUAUGGUUGUUUAAGUAUGUUGCUUUUAGUGAACAAAGAAUAACAGGAAAAGUAAGAUCUUAAGCAGACUAUUAGGGACUCAGAAAACAAAUAAAAAAUUUUGUAUUAUAGGUUAUUGUUAUGAAAGCUACAUCAACUCAUAAAUCUGGAACCAUUCAAUUACAUCAAGAGAGAAAAAUCUUUUCUUUAGCUUGCAAAAUACAGGGAACAGACAAUAGUCAAGACAACUUUCCACAGGUACAUAGCUCAAAUAAUUAAUGAGCAUGCUUUCUUGAGAAUUAGUAGGAAAGGACACUGCUAUCAGUUUUGCAGGUAUAUUAUUGUUGGAUGUAUUUAAAACUCUGGGAAUACCAUCGUAUGAGGAGAAGAUCCCACGGUGUGGCUUUAUACAUAUAAAUUUUUCUACUCGAUAGGAAUGUAAUGUAAGCAAUAUUAGAGCACCCAAAUACCAAAACCAAACCCACUGCCAUCGAGUCGAUUCCGACUCAUAGCGACCCUAUAGGACAGAGUAGAACUGCCCCAUAGAGCUUCCUUUGUGGGUCAAAAUAUCAAAUAUAUAUUCCAGAAAUUAGUGGAAGAGCCAAUGGUCUAGAGACAGUGUAGCCAUUAAGCUAUGAGCCAGUGGUGCAGGGAUGGAGAAUAAAACCACAAAAUUCAAAGAGAAAUUGUAAGACUCACUUGCUGUGUGGAUACGUGCUUUAUGACUGAGCAGAAAGGCAUUUCAAAUGGAUGUAAAAGAGAUAUACUUCCCUAUGCAUAUGCUGGGAUAUUUCCCUCAUAUUAAAAAAAAUCAAUUUCAAGUACAUUAAGGUUUAAAUUCCAUGUGACAGGCAAAUUCAUCGUUUAAAAGAAGUUGAAUAUAUGAAUACUUUUAGACACAUGUUAGGGUGUGAUUUCUUAAAGAGGAAACAAAAAAGCAAAAAUACAUGAAAUAAUGAUCAAUUUAACUACAAAAAUUAAGGAUUUCAGUCAUCAAAAGACAAAAUAAUGGAAGUGAAAAGCUGGGAGUAAAAUACUGUAACACAUAUAACCACCAAAGAAUAAGCAUCCAGAAUAUAUAACAAAUGUUUUCAAAUAUACAAGAAAAAUUUGUUGAACCUCCCACCCAUCCAAAGAACGAAA